This is a messenger RNA of Echinops telfairi (small Madagascar hedgehog), 527 nucleotides long. It is a transcript of the gene RPL7, whose product is annotated as ribosomal protein L7. Lineage: Eukaryota; Metazoa; Chordata; Mammalia; Afrosoricida; Tenrecidae. Gene Ontology annotation, cellular component: cytosolic large ribosomal subunit. Gene Ontology annotation, molecular function: RNA binding; structural constituent of ribosome. The annotation marks the transcript as partial. The transcript has 4 exons. Gene Ontology annotation, biological process: maturation of LSU-rRNA from tricistronic rRNA transcript (SSU-rRNA, 5.8S rRNA, LSU-rRNA). The record is from RefSeq and is a predicted model, not a curated record.
AUCAAUGGUGUGAGCCCCAAGGUUCGCAAAGUGCUGCAGCUUCUUCGCCUUCGCCAGAUUUUCAAUGGCGCCUUUGUUAAGCUUAACAAGGCUUCAAUUAACAUGCUGAGGAUUGUGGAACCAUACAUUGCAUGGGGGUACCCAAACCUGAAGUCGGUGAAUGAACUCAUCUACAAGCGAGGUUACGGCAAAAUCAAUAAGAAGCGUAUUGCCUUAACAGAUAACACUCUGAUUGCACGGUCUCUUGGUAAAUAUGGUAUCAUCUGCAUGGAGGAUCUGAUUCAUGAGAUCUAUACUGUUGGGAAACGUUUCAAAGAAGCAAAUAACUUCCUGUGGCCCUUCAAAUUAUCUUCUCCGCGAGGUGGGAUGAAGAAAAAGACCACCCAUUUCGUAGAAGGUGGAGAUGCAGGCAACAGGGAAGACCAGAUCAACAGACUUAUUAGAAGGAUGAACUAAGGUAUCUCUCUGCCAUGAUUAUUUUUGUAAUCUGGUCUCUUAAUAAAACAGUGACUGCUUUCAAGUGGAAA